AAGAGGACGCUUAAUUGUUAGGAAUUAGGUUAUAGGAGAGAGAAGUUAUUUUAAAGAGGAGGAGAGAAGAGUGAAUUUGGAAUUGAGAAUUGGUUAAGAAAUUAAGAAAAGAGGGAAGAGAAAGAAUGAUGUGAAAGAAAAAGUGAGUGAUGAUGGAAGAAAGGAAGAUGAAGGUUCGGUCGGAAAGGGAGAAGACGAAAGUGGUGAUUAGGCAUUUGCCUCCUUCUCUCACUCAAUCCGAUCUCUUCCACCACAUCGAUUCGCACUUCGCUUCACGCUACAAUUGGUUCUCUUUCAGACCCGGCAACACCAGCCACAAGCGUCAGAGGCAUUCCCGAGCCUAUAUAGACUUCAAUUCUCCUCAUGAUGUUUUCCAGUUCGCUGAGUUCUUCGAUGGACAUGUUUUUGUUAACGAGAGAGGUGCCCAACAUAAAGCGAUUGUUGAGUACGCCCCUUCCCAGCGUGUUCCAAAGCCAACUACCAAGAAGGACGGACGUGAAGGGACCAUCUACAAAGAUCCAGACUAUCUGGAGUUCCUCAAACUCAUUGCAAAGCCACAUGAGCAUCUUCCCAGUGCAGAGAUACAAUUGGAAAGAAAAGAAGCUGAACAAGCUGGGGCUAACAAGGAAACACCUAUUGUCACUCCCUUGAUGGAAUAUGUUCGACAGAAACGUGCUGCUGACACUGGUAUGCAGGCCUCAUCAGCAGUGGCAAAAGUUAGCAGAAGAUCCAGAGCUGCUUUGCCUGGCAAGCCUGGCUCGGGCAAUACUAAACGAGGAUCUGAAAAGAAGAAGUAUGUUCAGAAGGACAAUGCCAAGAGUGCUGUUCGCAGAGAGUCAAAAGACAAGUCAUCCUUUAUUGUGGUUCCCCGGCGAGAGGAUCUAUCAGCUGAAUCAAGUAUGAAAGGAAUUUCUGAAAUUGAAGCAUUGCAUGGCAUUGAAGGUUCCAUUUCUGGAAUUCCACUGUCUUCUGACUCGGGAAAGAAAAAAAUCCUUCUUCUAAAAGGGAAACAGCGGGAAAUUCCCAGUGCCACUGAGGGUACAGUAAAACAGCAAAACCUACAAUCUGGAAAUUCUCCUAUUUCAACUCAUCCAAAACAGAACCAGAGACGGGAAAAUAGUGGAAGAUUGAUCAGGAGCAUACUUCUAAAUAAUGAAGCUCGUCAAAGUCAGUCUACUACUGGGACACAACAUAAAAUUCAAAUUUUAAGUUCAGAGAAUGGGAAGCGACCACCUCGUCCUUUUGGUUCAAGGUCUGGGUUAAAUGAUCAACAUUCAUAUCACGACACUGCACAAGUUAAUUCUGAAGGGGAUUCUAAGAGUGCUUUGGAUGAAAAAUUCGUAAAAAGGGAUCCACAUGGUUUGGGUAGUGGUGAGAAAACAGAAAAACGUACUAGAAGCAAGGAUAGACCUGAUCGUGGUGUUUGGACACCCCUUCGUCGUUCUGAUGUUUCGCAUGCUAGUAGUGACUACUCAUCAUCCUCAAUGGCACAACCUACUCUGUCAAAUCCUGAAUCCACUGAAGGAGAAGUAAAAGAAAAUGUUACUUCUUGGAACAGGGGAAGUGAAAUCUCUGCUUCUGCAGGUGGACGAGGCAAUCCUUCUAUUGAGAAUGGUUCCCAAAGAAAUUUUGCACGUCGUGGAGCUUCCUAUGUAGUGAAGGAUGAUGGUGCAGUCGGUAUAAGUGAAGGGAAACAUUCAAAGAAAAGUGUUGGGCACAGUGCUCAUGAGAAGCAAGUCUGGGUUCAGAAAUCUUCUUCAGGGUCUUAAAAUAUGUGAUUAUGUCUACUCAGUCAGGACAUCAUUCCUGCAAAGUUGAGCUAUGGUCUUUGUUAAGGAUAUCAUUCAUCAUCCACAACUAAUUAAGGUCAACCUGAGUCCAAGCAACUUGAAAGUAAAAUGAUCCGGUUGUUUGCCUGAUGGAGCCUGCACAAUAAAGGGAAUGCAAAGUUACAGACCUCGUUGACAUGAUUAUCUACUGAAAACAGAUUGACAUUGUUAACCAUAUGGGUGCGUUUAGACUCGUUAUGGUUAGUGUCUCCUUGAAUUGAGAAUAUUUCAGUGUUGCGAAAUGUUUGUGUUUGGGUUGUAACUGUAAAGUUCUUGGUAUAUAACAUGGGACACUAUGUUGGAAAGAGUGAAAAAUCUGGUCCCGUUCAGUGGACAAGUAGUUGGUUAUAUAGUAUUUUGUAUUAAAGGCUAGUAGUUUAUUUUUAGCGUGCACAUGGUGUACGUGAUAUUGUAAGGAUAUUAUAACGCCCUUGGUCCUCAAGAAACACCCAUAUCCCAUGAAUGAAGAUUUUUUAAUAUAUUCGCUAAA
Messenger RNA from Vigna angularis (adzuki bean), 2319 nucleotides. Its product is annotated as regulator of nonsense transcripts UPF3. The coding region runs from base 150 to 1769 and encodes 539 amino acids. Lineage: Eukaryota; Viridiplantae; Streptophyta; Magnoliopsida; Fabales; Fabaceae. The record is from RefSeq and is a predicted model, not a curated record. Gene Ontology annotation, biological process: nuclear-transcribed mRNA catabolic process, nonsense-mediated decay; positive regulation of translation. Gene Ontology annotation, molecular function: mRNA binding. Gene Ontology annotation, cellular component: cytoplasm; nucleolus. The transcript has 14 exons.